Lichtheimia ornata is the source of this 936-nucleotide messenger RNA. RefSeq lists its product as uncharacterized. The transcript is spliced from 6 exons. The coding region runs from base 1 to 936 and encodes 311 amino acids. The record is from RefSeq and is a predicted model, not a curated record. Lineage: Eukaryota; Fungi; Mucoromycota; Mucoromycetes; Mucorales; Lichtheimiaceae.
AUGCAUUCUACUACACUACGCGAAAAAGGUCAUGUUGACGUCUCUCCUCACCGUGAACGUGGACCUGUAAACAUAUACUACGAACUCCAUGGCGAUGGGCCAGAACUUGUGUUGCUUGUCAUGGGAUUGAGUACACCAUGCAGUGCAUGGGACUUCCAGGUGGAUUAUCUUGCACGUUCUGGCAAGUACUCGGUGGUCAUUUUCGAUAAUCGCGGCAUGGGCCAUUCAGAUUCCCCACUUGGCAUCUACUCGACAUCACAAAUGGCCAAGGACGCAUUAAUCUUAUUGGAUCACUUGGGAUGGACAAGACGAGUGCAUUUGGUGGGUAUCUCAAUGGGUGGUAUGAUAUCACUCGAAAUGGUAGAUGCUGCCCCAGCCCGAUUCCAAUCCUUGACCUUGACAAGUACCACCGCUAAACGCAACAUUCCCACUUGGACCGCCAUCUCUUCACUCUCCAAGAUUGUGCUAUUCUACCGUAAUCCACGUGACAAGUUGAAGGCAGCCAUGGAACUCGUUUAUCCUGAAACGUGGUUGAGCCAAAAGCCUGAACAUCCCGAUCAUGCCGAGAAAUAUGAUACCAACCGAGAAAUGGCCACAGCAAACUUCAUCAGCCAUGUCGCUCGUUCUCGAUUACAACCUCUCAGGGGCAACAUUGCGCAAACAGCAGCAUGUUUAGGCCACUCCUUCUCGGAUGAUCGACUUUUAAAGAUCAAAUCAAGUGGACUUCCUGUCAUGGUGAUUACAGGCACUUGGGAUAACCUUGUCCGUCCCCAAUACUCGUAUCAUUUGAAAAAGGUGUUGAAUCCUCGCUUUGAAUUAUUCAAAGGUAGUGGUCAUGCCAUCCCCGAAGAACAACCCGAACGUUACAAUGCUUUGCUGGAUGAUCAUUUUACCAAUGCCAGUGUAUCCCAUACCUCCCAAGAAUCCAAAUUGUAG